AUGAUGUUCUCGUUCCUUCUAUGCUUUGUUGAACUAGGGAGAUCUGAACAGCUUUCAACAUGGCCGGGAGGUGCUGGUGCUCCGACCAAGAUUGUCUGUGUGGUUACAGCUGAUGAUCUUAGAUACGAUGAAGAAUAUGCAGACAUAAUAAGACAAGAAGGUGGACAAUUCGUUUACUUGGUGAAUGUUGUGAUUCCGAGACAACGUCUAGUUUUCUUGGAGUAUGCGGAUGUGGAUGGCUCAUCAAAAGCUAGAUCGUGGAUGAACGGAAGAGAAUAUGGAGGAUGAAACCAAGUGGUGGCGGUGUAUUACCCUGAAAGCAAGUAUGUGCAAGGAGACUAUGAAGAGUGAGCUAUCUGUUAACAGUCUUCUUAAUCUUUACUUUGGAUCUCUUAGGCUCUUAGCAA
Molecule: messenger RNA, 407 nt
Organism: Capsella rubella
Lineage: Eukaryota; Viridiplantae; Streptophyta; Magnoliopsida; Brassicales; Brassicaceae
Product: splicing factor U2af large subunit B
Cellular component (GO): nuclear speck; commitment complex; U2AF complex
Molecular function (GO): poly-pyrimidine tract binding; pre-mRNA 3'-splice site binding
Source: RefSeq, a predicted model, not a curated record